GUUUGGCGGGGGCAGGCGGCGGGGCGGGGAGCCGAGGGGGCGGGCGGGAGAGGGUCCUGCGGUGCACGCCGGGGUGCCGGGCACGGUGACGGCGGCAAGUGCUCCUUGCCGACCGCCACAGCGCGCCUGCGAGCUCCUUCCGCAAAGUUUGCGGACGGGAGGAGGAGGGGAGCCGCGACCAGACUGCCGCAGCCGGACUGGAGAUGCCCCUGCGGAACCUCCUGCCAGCGGCGGGGCUGCGGCAGAGCCGCUGAAGCCCUUGCCGGGCGCCUCCUCCUGCGGGGAAGGAAGGGACCGACCCGGCCGCUCUGCGGAGGUGCUGCCCCCGCGCCUCUGCGGGGCUCGCCUCUUCCCAGGGUCGGGAUCUGGCUCUCGGGCUUUGCCCUGUCCUGCCAGCGGGGCUGCAGAGUGCCGUCCUGCACGUCCCGCUCCCGGCAUCGCGUCGGCGUCCGCCGCUGCUGUCCGCCCCUCUUGCACCGGCCGGUCAGGUCAGUGCCCGCUGCCCCCACCGCGGCCCCACACGGCUGCAUGCCCGCCGCGGUCUCGGCACGUCUGGAUUCCCUGGAGUCCUGGGCCUUCCAUGCGCUGCUGGUGCUGCCCUAUAUGUUUUACGUGGGCUUGUUCUUUGUCAACGUGCUGAUCCUGUACUAUGCCUUCCUGAUGGAGUACAUCGUUCUCAAUGUAGGCAUCGUUUUCCUGCCCGAGGACAUGGACCAGGCUCUGGUGGAUCUGGGAGUGCUUUCCGAUCCUGGCUCUGUGCUCUACGAGACGGACAGCGAAGUGGAUGUCUUUGAUGGAUACUUGGAGUGACGCCCCUGGGCGCUCCGAAGCGACCGUGGGGUGACACUGGGGACGGGUGUCCCGGCAUGGCCGUAGCUCAGGGAACGCCGCGGCCUCGGGAUGCCCUCGCUGCAUCUCGGCCACUUUGCGCAGCAUCUUCCUUUCCAAAUGCGCCCCCUUCCUCCGGCGCAGGGGCGAGCUGGGGGCCCCGGGACCCGCUGCCGCCCGCGGACACGCAGAGGGCUCGCCAGGGAAUGAAACCCCUACUUGAAAAAAAUCAACAGGAGCAAAAUUAUGUCCAGGUUUCUGAGCAUAACUGGUGGCAGAGACUGAACGUGGACAACUGAGCAGCUGAAAUAAGCUUCUUAACCCUAUUCAAAUGAAGAAAACCAUCUGUGUAAACAGAGCAGAAUUGUGCUUGCUUGUGUCAUCAGCUGAUUUAGUAUUCCUUAAACACGUGAAAUGGAUUAUGACCAGGGUAAUGGAUCAAGUCAUGGAAAGAAACUAUUCUCUGAGAUGUAGAGAUGAAAAGAAGGACAAGAGGACAAGAACAGUUGUCAUCAGACCUUGUCAGUUGUGAUUUCUCCACGGCCAUUGCCUCUUGAGUGUGCACUAACUGCAGUGAUUCACGCACUGGGCUUCCAUAGGUAAUUAAUUCUGGGAUGAACUGUAUGAACAAGUAAUAUAAGCUAUGUUCUAUUAUAACAUAAAAUCAAGAUGUUACUCAGAUUUGAUAAAUUUUUGAAUAAAUACCACGUCACCCAAAUGGACAUGCACUACAUACUGCUUAAGCAAGUUUUACAAUCACAUAUUGAAAACUCUACCAGCCAGUAGUUCAAAGAUGGUGUUCUCUCAGGGGAAAAUAUGCAUGAGUGAUUGCAAAGAGGUUCUGUUCAGGGCAGCAUUACAGCAAGAGCUGUGCUAGUAAGAUAUUUUAUUUAAAUUGUGAAUUUUGAAAUAGAUCAGAGAGUUAAUUUUAUAUGUCAGGUGGAUUCAUUACUUAACACAAAGUACUUGGCAGAUUGUUUAAGCUCAUGUUCCUAUGUACAGAUAUGAAAGCAAUAUAAUAAAGACUGACCUUUUCCAUGAAAAAGUUAA
This is a messenger RNA of Dryobates pubescens (Downy woodpecker), 1878 nucleotides long. It is a transcript of the gene DEXI, whose product is annotated as Dexi homolog. The record is from RefSeq and is a predicted model, not a curated record. Lineage: Eukaryota; Metazoa; Chordata; Aves; Piciformes; Picidae. The transcript has 3 exons. Bases 529 to 810 code for a protein of 93 amino acids.